This is a messenger RNA of Coregonus clupeaformis (lake whitefish), 2536 nucleotides long. RefSeq lists its product as uncharacterized. Bases 237 to 2039 code for a protein of 600 amino acids. The record is from RefSeq and is a predicted model, not a curated record. The transcript has 4 exons. NCBI's taxonomy places the organism in Eukaryota, Metazoa, Chordata, Actinopteri, Salmoniformes, Salmonidae.
ACUUCAACCAGAAGUUGGACUCGAUAAUUUCGAAAUUGGAGGACCUCACCAUUUCGAGUGAUGUGACGUCAGCCGAGAUUGCCACACUCACGCGAUCUCUUAGUGCAGCCAGCAGAACCUCUAACAUUUCCAUCCAGAGCUUUCACAGUGCUGAGUUCCGAGCUAAGGCCAAACACAUUGUGAGUGAGACCAUUCUCAGAGCUGCUAGCAAAGCCAGCCAUUCUUUGCUACAGAGCAUGCCUAGCACCACCUUCUCACACCAUGCGGUUUCUACAGCCGAAGAUAUAGUAAAUAUUAUCAUGCAAGACCUUGAAAGUGUAUCCCAGUACACUGUGGACGACGCAGACUCCUUCCCACUAGGAGAGAAAAAGCUGGAGUUCCAGCUCAAACCCAGAGUUGUCUUUGACAACUUAUUGGAUGCUGCUCAAACCAUGUACCACAGAGUAAAGGAUAGACUGAACAUCUUUUUCUCUUUUCCACCAGUGUCAGUCACCACAGCCAAAUAUGUGCUGGACUCCGCCCCUGUGGAGACACUCAGACGUUCUAAGUCCGCUGACACUGCUCUUGUUGAGGACAGGAGCCGCCCUCCGUCUGUGAGAAGUGAGAAGCCUUUGUCAAAAGUCUGUUUGGCUAAAAGGUCUAAAACCCUUCUGUCUUCGAGUGGCUCUUCAACAGACCACCAUGUAAUUGACACAUGCAGUGAGGAUGUCACUCUGCCCACCAGGAGUAUGUCAGUUGUGAGCAACAACAGUUUGAAGAGAGCCUCUCCUCUCCACGGCAGUGGAUUGAGUGAAAAUUGCAAACCUCUUGUGGCUCUAAAAGACGUAACAGUGGCAGUCAGCCAAGAAGGCUUUAGCAAAACUGCAAAGAAGACGCUCAGCUUGAUCCUAAAUGUGAUCAAGUGUAGAGUGGCCAACUCUGAGAGUUCAUCUGUUGGGCAGAUUGCAAGUGAGGAGUGUCUGAUAGCCACUAACAUGUUAGACUCUGUACUGGAGAGCCUUGACCAGUUGCCUGACAUGAGCGCUGCCGAUGAAAUCACAAGGACAGAAUCCCAUACCUCUAUCGCAAUGGACGAGACAGGUUCACGGUCAACGCUUGUGAGCCAACAAGAAAUAAACAUAUCUGACACCAAUAUCAUAGUGAAAACUAUAAUGGACACAUUGAAGACGGACGCCUCAGAGAUGACUUCAGCAGAAGAACAUCUGGAUAGGCUCCUGUCAGUUGAAGCCCUUCAAGGUGCAUCUGGAAACCUGAUCGCAAAGGUCCAUGGUCUCAUUCAGGAGAUAACCAUAAACCGCCAGCUUCAAUCCAUGGUUGGCCACAGAAGCCUCUCUCAACCAGCGCUGCCUAAACCAGCCCUGAGGAAGCUGUCAAAGGACGAUGCCUCAGAGCUCAUUUACAACUUUGCCCAGACUUCUGUUAGGAGACUCCUGGGGCAGUGUAUGGGAAGGCCUAUGCCACCAUCGGCUGAAAUGGUUUUGGAUCAGGUCAUCAAGUUGAUGACAGACGUGGUGAUGGACAGCCUGACUUAUGUGUCCAAGUCUACAAUGGAGGAUGACACCAGCAAUGCCACAAGUGACAUCACUCAUGGUGUUGUAGCUGACCUUAAUGCUACUGAGGAAUUCCCUGCCAGGAGCCUUAGCCCGGCUGAUGUAAAGGCUGACGGCAUGGCCCGUCUUCCCUCUGCCAGAGGGGAAGAGACUAAGAAGAACAGGAAGUGGCGUUUCCUACCGAAAAUGCAUACGUUUCCAAAGAUCAUGAUUAAGCUGUUCAAGACAAAAGGGAAACCGAAGAGACAUCCAGAACAGGAUGCUCUGCCUACCAAACGUCUCAGAGAGACUCAUAUUUCACAGGAUGCUGAGUGUGAGGUUCCAGAGGUUCCAUCCACUUCCCCACCCAAGGAGGACCUGACAACCACACCGGCCCCUGCUCCCCAGGAGUCCCAGUCCCGUAAACGCCCACUCAUAGUCAGGGUGUUACACGCUCUCUCCAGAGCCAUCUCCAAACCAUUCAGAGGAGCUUCUGGGAAGAAGAAUUAGCCAAAUGCCUGAUUUUAUUAAUAUGAUAUUUUAAUCAGAGCCUUUAUUUAAUAAAACAUCACUGCAUUGAUUUCUGUCUAUAGUAGUCUUCAUGUAUGUGCAAGAUAACGGUAAAGUACUUCAAACCACAUAGUCAAAAGUAUUCAUAGUGAAGUACCGUUUAUGAUUAUUGAUUGUGGAAAUACACAUAAUACAGAAAAGUUGUUGUCACAUAUAAAGACAGACAUAAAGGAGAACUCCGUAGACCAGUCACAUUCUCAAGCCAUAACUAAAUCCAUGAAUGGAUCUCCUAUAAGAUGACAGGAGAACAUUUGUAACACUUUCUAUGAAGCCUAUAUCUAUAAUGCAUACACUCAAGUCAUUUACAUUUUACAUUUUAGUCAUUUAGCAGAAGCUCUUAUCCAGAGCGACUUACAGUUAGUGAGUGCAUACAUUUUUUUUUCAUACUGUCAUACACUCAUAAUGACUUAAUUGAGUUAAGUGUUAAGUUAAGUGCA